This is a messenger RNA of Aspergillus pseudotamarii, 417 nucleotides long. RefSeq lists its product as uncharacterized. The record is from RefSeq and is a predicted model, not a curated record. Lineage: Eukaryota; Fungi; Ascomycota; Eurotiomycetes; Eurotiales; Aspergillaceae. The transcript is spliced from 2 exons. The coding region runs from base 1 to 417 and encodes 138 amino acids.
AUGGGUACGCUCGCUGUUCAGCUUAUCGGCGUUGCGGGCGUGGGACUCCUUCUUGCAGUCCUCCAGGCCAGUGCAGGAGUGGGCUUCCAACAUCCGGUGUUUCGAGCAGUAAUGCCCAUUGCAGAAGCUGCAGUCUCCAACAAUUCGCUGAGCUGCUUCCUUGCAUUCCUUGAAGUUGCAACGGGGCUUGCGAGGAGCCAUGUUGAUCGGGUGGUGGCAAGUAGGGAGGCGGAUAAGGAGGGACACAAACCGGAGGAAGACAAUGGAAGCGAAGAACAGACUGGUAAGCAGGAGACAAAAGAUGAAGAAGGAGCGGCGAAAGCGCAGUCAAAGUCAAUUUAUACGGAAGAGGCAUUCAUUCAUGACCUGCUGAGUCACGACUCCAUCCGCAGUACGACUGCAGAUCCGAUGUCGUAG